AUGGAGACAUAUAGGAACACCCAAACGACGAUCGAGUUUGACCCUAUGUGCGACAAGGAGAAUCCUCAGAAGAUAUAUUUUGAGGAUGUCUCCGCUGCAGCAUUUAGAAUUCAGAGUGGGAUUGUAAAAACGCCUUGCGUGAAAUCUCACAUGUCUUCAAUAUAUGGUAUGGAUAUAUAUUUGAAAAAUGACUUUCUACAACACACAGGAAGUUUUAAGGAGCGUGGUGCUCGUAAUGCAUUGCUGCUUUUGUCUAAAGAGGCAAAAGAACGGGGAGUCAUCUCCGCUUCCCUGGGUAAUCAUUCUCAGGGUCUCAGCUAUCACGCCAAUUUAUUGAAAAUACCGGUCACGGUGGUCAUGCCAAACGUCGCUCCCAUUAUGAAGAUACAGAAAUGCCGUUCGUACGGAGCCAACGUCAUCGUCCACGGUGACGAUAUGAAAGAAGCGAAGUACCACGCAAUGAUGUUGGCCAAGGAGAAAGAACUCUCUUACAUAAACGGAUACGACCAUCCACACAUAAUGGCCGGCCAAGGCACCAUCGGCCUGGAAAUAAUGGAGCAAGUGCCCGACAUUGAUGCACUCCUAGUUCCAGUUGGUGGCGGAGGUCUGCUCGCUGGAGUUGCCACUGCCAUCAAACAUCUGAAGCCGCACGUGCUUAUUUAUGGCGUGGAAACGGAGAAAUGUCCCAGCAUGAAGGUGGCAAUGAAAAGCGGCGAACCGGAAAGUGUGGUCAUCCGAUCGACGCUGGCGGAUGGCCUCGCGGUGCCCACCGUCGGAUAUAACGCUUACCUCACUGUAAAGUCCCUCAUCGACAAACUGGUCACCGUGAAUGAAGAUUGGAUAGCGCGUGCGAUAUUACGUCUCGUCGAACAAGAGAAAUAUGUAGUGGAGGGCGGCGGAGCUGUUGGUGUUGCAGCCAUCAUGGCUGGACUCGUUCCCGAACUUGCAAACAAGAAAGUGGUCUGCAUCUUGUCCGGCGGCAACAUUGACACCACUAUCCUGGGGAGGUGCUUGGAGCGAGGCCUGGCGGCCGAGUGUCGUUUGGUCAAAUUCAAGGUCACCGUCAGCGACCGUCCAGGCGGCAUCGCUGAGCUCUGCAAACUCAUCGCCUCAAUUGGCGUCUCCAUAAAGGACAUUAUGCAGGAGCGAGCUUGGGUCUACGGAGACAUAUUCAGCGUUCGGGUAACUAUU
Iphiclides podalirius (scarce swallowtail) is the source of this 1191-nucleotide messenger RNA. The record is from the annotation of a GenBank genome assembly. NCBI's taxonomy places the organism in Eukaryota, Metazoa, Arthropoda, Insecta, Lepidoptera, Papilionidae.